AUGGCGUCGGGCGGUGGUACGAGGCUCAAGUACAGGAUCGUCAAGUGCACUUCCGAGGAGCCCGACUAUCCUGUUACUGAGCUGCUCUCCCAUUCGCAGCAGACGAAGGGAUGGCAGACAGCGCGCUUCUGCGAGUUUCCCCAGGAGGCCCGAUUGGGUGCGUUGCGUGGGGGAUCUUGGUUUGGAUCAGAAUUUCUCCGUGCGGACGCAUGCUUUGCUCGUUUGAGUUCUUGUGACGGUGCCCUCCGGCGUGGCUCAGAAUACCAAUCUGCUUGUUUUAUCUCCGCCAUCGUUUGCUGCUUGGGUGCGAUGUCUGAGAAGGUGAAGAUCGGCAUUCUGAGCACAGCGGCCAUCGUUGGCAAAGUCCUUCCAGGCCUCAAGCAUGGCAUGGAGGUCGUCGGCGUGGCCUCCCGCGAUCGACAAAAAGCUCAGGACUUCUGUACGACCCACGAUUGUGGAGUGGGCAUGCUUUAUGACGAAAUGCUGGAGCGUGACGAUGUGGACGUGCUCUACAUCCCGCUGCCAACAGGCUUGCGGAACGAGAAGAUAGCAAAGGCAAUCUCGCGAGGAAAGCACAUCUACUCCGAGAAGCCAAUGGGAGGAACGGCUUCGGAGCUCUCCGAGCUUCUGAAGCUGUGUGAGGAGAAGGGCCUUCAAUGGAUGGAUGGCACAAUGUGGUAUCAUUCACUCAGGACCAAGGAGAUCGAGAAGAAGCUGUCGGGUGGGGAGCUGGGUCAGGUGCUUCGGGUUUCGGCCUCCUUCACGUUCAUGGCACCGGAUGAGGCCUGGCUCCAGGGCGGCAACGGCAGGACAGACAAGUCCCGGGAGCCGAUGGGAUGCCUGGGAGAUCAAGGCUGGUAUCCGCUCUCUGCCAUUCUCUGGGCGUUUGGGUGGACGAUGCCUGAGAAGGUGAUGUGUACACAUGUCACCCUGAACAAGGUCGACACCAUCGUUCAGUGUGCGGGUACCUUGUGGUUCCCAGGCAACAGAUCUGCGGUUUUCGACUGUGGGUGCACUUCGCCGCACCGCAGUCAGUAUGAGAUCGUCUGCGAGAAGGGCACCUUGAGGGUGGACGACCUUGUGGGUGGACAGCAAAGGACAGGCAACUUCGCCGCGUACGAGGUCCCUUUCGUCGGCAGUGCUGAGUACAUCCAAGGCGAUGUGAUGGGCAAGGACCAAGUCGUGCAGGUAGAAGCAUGCGAUCACGUGAACAUGCUGGUCGAUGAUCUGGCUAGCUGCAUCAAGGCCAUCAAAGCCGGUGGAAAGCCUGAUUUAGACUGGCCACGUCGCUCCCUCUCUGUGCACAAGGUCAUGUCUGCAGUCUUCGAAUCAGCGCAGAACGGCGGAAUAGCCGUUGAAGUUGCCAAUUAA
Messenger RNA from Symbiodinium sp. CCMP2456, 1371 nucleotides. The record is from the annotation of a GenBank genome assembly. Lineage: Eukaryota; Dinophyceae; Suessiales; Symbiodiniaceae.